CGCUGGCGAAAAUUACACUUUAAUAUGCAGUAAUCAUCCGGAUACAUCGAACUAUCUGGACUUAUGGCUCAUCACAGAAGUCUUUGAUGUUUGUUUAAAUCAUGCAAUGAAAUUUGUGCUCUAAAUCUCAAAGAUCUGGCGGCUUGUUCGAGUCUAGUGUUGGGGUGCAGACUCACUGCUGGGUGUUGUCACUUGGAACCCAAAUUAAUGUCUAUUAUUUCUGUCAUACGGCUCUGUUAGUUAUUAAUUUUUCGGAAUAUCAUUAUUUUUACCAAUCAUUUUUCUGGAUCGUCUCGGCUGUUGUUUUGCAACGUGUCUACUGACUAUAGUCAGUAACAUAUGUUACUGACUAUUAUUAUGGUUAUUUCGUCUUCGUUUACUAUUGAACUGGACCACUCAUUUUAAAUUCUAUCUUGGCGUUAAUUCUUUAUUGUCUAGUUGAGAUAUUGUACGCUUUGUCUUCCUAACCAUUCUGUCAGGUACUAAUUGAACUUUGUUCCAUUAAUCUUUAACUGCUGCCGUACAUCGGCUGCAUACUCUGCGUUUUUUGGUCUCUAUUCCACAAAUUUAUGGGUUAGAUUAACCAGAUGAUUGUUCCUAUUUCGGUUACCUCGGAUUAUAAUUUCUAUGCACACAUUUCAAUGCUAAGUCAUCUGCAAGGGAAAUGAACGCAUGCGAACAUGGCCGUAUUGGCCUAGAUGGAGUGACUGAUGGACAUUCCUGUACUACUGAGUGUUCUCUAGCAUCCGAAACAUCACCUGAUUAUUGUCAGGAUAAAGAUUCGGGGAACUUUUGUGUGUGUGGUGCACCUGGUUGUAGUACGAGGAAAGUUACUAACCGUCAUAAUAUGGAAUCGGACAUCGCUGAGCUGGCUCCAAGCAUAGGUAGUACCUCAACUACCAACUUCCCUGAUCAACAUCAAGAUACAUCAAAACCGAAGUUGGGUACGUACGUUAUUGAAAGAACCAUUGGGAAAGGGAUAUUCUCGUCAGUCAAGCUCGCCAAGCACACCAUAACUGGAAUAUUCGUUGCAAUAAAAAUCAUUGACAAAUCCCGUCUAAGUCCUGAAAAUCUCAAAAAAAUAUACAGGGAAUCUGAUAUUUUGAAGGAGCUUCAUCAUUCAAAUAUCGUAAAACUUUAUCAGGUUAUGGAAACUCAGCGACUACUCUGUAUGGUAAUGGAGUAUGUUUCAAAUGGCGAGCUAUUUGACUACAUAGCUACGAAUGGAAGAUUUUCUGAGGUUGAUGCUCGGAUCAAAUUUCUGGAUGUACUUUCGGCUGUCGAUUACACCCACUCUUGUGGUAUUGUACAUCGAGAUCUAAAAGCUGAAAACAUAUUGCUAGAUUCAGAAAUGAAUAUCAAAUUAGCGGAUUUUAGCUUCGGCACACAUUUCAACUCACCUAAUCACCUUUUAACUACGUGGUGUGGUAGUCCUCCGUAUGCUGCACCUGAAAUAUUUUUAGGCGAACCAUACAUUGGAGUCAAAGCAGAUAUCUGGAGUUUAGGUGUUAUUCUUUACGUCAUGGUGUGUGGUGCUCUUCCAUUCGAUGCCCAAUCUCUUCCCCAUUUGAAAAAUCAAGUCCUUUCCGCCAGUUUUCGUGUUCCAUACUGGCUUUCUAUGGCUUGUGAACAAGUAAUACGUAGUAUGUUGUCGAAAGAACCGAACGAUCGUCCGACAACAAAACGUAUCAGUCAAUUUCCAUGGUUCACUUCAUCAACAAUUCCACAUAAUCAUUAUCACGAUAAACUAAUUGCAAAUGUUAUGUCUAACUCAUUGGCCACAAUGCAUUUAACUAGUCAACCUGUCCCUACACCAACAACGUUACGACAAACAUUGUCACCCUGUGGUGCUAAUUCAAAUAUUUUAAAUAAAUCCACAGACUGUGAUUUAGUUCAACCCACGUUUGUUUUGAAACAUUGUUCUUGUGAUUGCUCUUCGAAAUUCUCAUGGAGUAAAGAUGAUCUACAAAGUCCUGGGCCUAAUUUAGCGGCUGAAAUGAAAGUUGGUAAAUUAAAUGAAUUAGUUAUUAUGAUUAUGGAGUCCUAUGGAAUGUGUCGCACUCAAAUUCUCAAAUCACUUCUACGUUGUGCUUACGAUCAUCUGACAGCUACUUACCUCUUAUUGGGUGAGAAAUUACGUUUGCAUAAUCUAAACAUUGAUUCAUCGACUACACCUAUUACAGAUUCUGGAAUAAUUAUACCUAAUUGUGACCAUCCAACAACAUCAUGUUAUUCAAUUAUGGCUCCUGAGCAUAAAAGUUUCAAUACCACUCCUGAUUCUGUUAUGAUGCCGAAUUCUAUUCCAUCACCCCAACCAUUAUCAUCGUCGAUUUCUGUACCACAACCAAACUAUUCAACUAUACCUACAAGUAUACCUCCAGUUUUCCCACUGUCCUCCAUAAAUUCAAUGAAUAUGGACCUUCCUUUAUCUAGUUGCUCUUCAUCUAUGGAACAAUUAGAUGAAUCUACAAAUAAUAUCAACUGUUUUGCCGAUACCUCAAUCGAUAAUAGUGAUCAUAAGGACAGUGUUUCGCAAAUAAUCGAUAGAACAGAAAGUGAUAAUUUAACUGCUGAUUCAGCAUAUGGUGUUGCUUUACAGUCCACAUAUGUUAAUAACUCUGUUUCAGAUCGUGUUAUACUUCAGUCUUAUUUGCCUGUGGAGGAUGAAUUAAAAAUUGUCAGUGGUGGUACUGGUAAUGUUACUGUUGGUGGCAGACCGCAACAUCGUGUUUUAGCUAGACGAAAAUAUGGAAUCUGCAGUCCACCAGCUUGUUUAGAAGAAAUAAAGCAGGCUUUGAUUUCACAACAACACCAACCACCACUCAUAAAUGAGAGGAAUAUUACAGAUGGUGAUGAUUUACCAUGAUUAUUAGUAGCAAAAUAGUAUCUAAUAUAUAUAUAUUCCUUUCUAAAGAAAUAAUAAUGAUGAGAUGGAUUGAUUGUAUUUUAUUUGUUCACAAUAUUUGUAACAAAAGUAAUCAAUUAGAACAAAAUCACUGGAAAUUCUGGUUUUUUUAACAACAAUAUGUAUUUAUAUCCCCACACCGCAUCCGAUGCUCUCAAAUUUUAUUUUUUCACAUUAUGGGAUGAAUGCAAAGCAAAUAUGUAGACAGAUAUGAAAACUCACAAGAGAACAUACACCAUCGUCAUUGGACCUUAUUUAUUCAUAGUCUUUCGCAAUAUAAUAAUAAAUCCAAUUUUUGUCAUUUAACUUCAUUGCUUUUUUCGUUAUUUUUGCAUUGUUUCAUAGAUAGUUUUUAUUGGUUUGUGACAUGUUUUUUCUCUGUAAAAAGCAACUAUGUACUCAGUCAAAGAAUCUAGAUAUAUCCCAUCCUACAUAAACUGUCACUGCAAAGGUGGAACUUGAUUUCAUUCACAAUACAAUAGUGUUGACCAUUCCUUUGUUUCUCUCAUCAUAGUGAUUUUUCCCUGCUCUUAUUUCUACGCUUCUCUGUUUUGUCCAAACAAAAACUGUCCUCUUUCUAAAUACAGCAUUUUACUUUUUUGAUAUCUAAUUAUCAUUGACUUGGAAAUUGUGAAUACAUAUUCACACUCACUAAUAAGAUAAUAGAUAUCGUGUUUCUAUUGAACUUUUAAUGAAAUAGCACUUGUCACACAAUUCAUGUUUUGCAUGUGUGAGUUUAUAUAUUUAUUCAUUAUAUUAUUAGAGAUAUAGAUUCACUCAAUACUCUGGUAUCAAUUUUCCAUUUGUCUAUCUUUCAUGUAUCAUGCAUUGUGUACAUAUAAACUGUGUCUUGUAAAUUUUAUGAAAAAUCCCGGAGUAAAGCUUACUAAUUAUGUAACAAGUUGUAUUGUGUAUACCUGUACUGAUUGGAUGAUUGUGUCUAAGCUUUAUGUUUUGAUUUUCUAUUCACUGCCAUAUUUUUUAUUAUUUGAGCGUCUUACUUAACAUAUGUUUAUCCACACACACGGAACUUCUGUACUCUUCACAUCCUAGUCCUAAUACGGAAUAUGUUUACAUAUUAUUUUCUUUUAUUCACUCAAUACAUAGGCAAAGCAAGAUGUAGUGUGGUUAUGAAGUAACAAACGCAUAUUAUCGAUUCCAUAUUGUCUGACGAUUGAGUACAUAGCUUGAAUAAAGCCAAUUAUCAUCAAGAAAGUAAAUUCUUGAACAGCUAUAUUUUCAAAAUUCUUAGGUUCGUUUAAUGCAAAUGAUCAGCAUUUUAAGAUAUUUUCCAUUUUUGAUGCUCGAAUGUAUUAAGUACCAGGCGAUUACUUAUGAUGAUGGGUCACUUAAGAAGUCUUUAUCCAAGAUGUUCAGUAUGUGUAUUAAAUUUGAAAUCCCAACUCCGAGGUUCAUUGACAAUGCCAGCAGAUUCCGUGAUCUAUUGCCGAUAACAGCAUGUAACCCAAGAAUUUCUAAGGUUAACUUUGAUGUGACAUGAAUAGUCAGAUCACUGUAAGCAAAGUAGGUCGCUGAAAUAUAUAAGACUAACUAUGGUGUUAAGGGAUUUAUCUGAUAAAGACGACCUCUCCGGUAUUGAUAACAUCAGUGAAAAUAAUUUAUUUAUAGGUGUUUAGUAUCGACAUAUUUAUUCAUUAAUAAUACUUAUGAAUCUAAACUGUUUGUAAUGUAAAUUUACACAAUAAGUCAUAAAAAAUGUAUUUAGUGAAAUAAUUUUUUCAGCGAGUUCAUUUUCAAGGCUGUACAACCAUAUAUAUAUAUAUAUAUAUAU
This is a messenger RNA of Schistosoma bovis, 4697 nucleotides long. Lineage: Eukaryota; Metazoa; Platyhelminthes; Trematoda; Strigeidida; Schistosomatidae. The record is from the annotation of a GenBank genome assembly.